Molecule: messenger RNA, 1734 nt
Organism: Rotaria sp. Silwood2
Lineage: Eukaryota; Metazoa; Rotifera; Eurotatoria; Philodinida; Philodinidae
Source: the annotation of a GenBank genome assembly
AUGUUAUCAAACCAAGUCUUUCACGUCGAGAAUGGCAAUAACGUUUCUAAAAAAAUUAAAUUUACAAAAUUUAUGAUGUUCAUCCUUGGUUUUGCAGCCGUGCUUGGAACAAUUAUUAUUGCACUUUCUAUCGCUACUCUUGUUAAAGUUAACAAAAAAUUUCACGAGAUUCAAAACAACAGUGAAAAACCAACGAUCAGUUCAAAAGCAAUUCAACAAUCAUUUGACUCCGUUUUGGGUACAUCUAUCCGUAUUGAUGAAGUGAUGAGCUAUCUUAAUGAGUUUCAACGUAUUGCCACGGCUUCUAAUGGAACUCGAUCUGUCAAUACACCUGGAUUUAAUGCUACAUUGGAUUAUAUCAACAACUAUCUAACUGCUAAUACGAAUUACAAAAUAACAAAGACUUUUUUCUACUUGAGAGAUUUUGCACUUGCAAGUAAUCCAAUUCUAAUUUUAUCAAUUAAUGGUGUCAAAAAAAACUACACUUAUUCAACUAAUCUUUCCAUUGCUGAAUUUUAUCAUGUCAAAUAUUCAGCUUCGGCCAAUUUAUCCAACAAUAUGCAACUUACAGUUAUUCCAAAUGUAGCCUGUUCAGAUGAUGAUUGGUUAAAAGCAAGUCUACCUCCUCAAGGUCGAGUAGCACUAGUCAAACGUGGAAUAUGUGCGUUUCAAGAUAAAGCUAUACUUGCUGCUAAAUAUAAUGUAGCUGCACUUUUGCUAUAUAAUGACGGUACAUUACCUGAUCGUGUUUCACCUUUGGAAGUUAAUCUUGCUCAAAAUAAUGCUCUACCUGCUCUCUUUCUUUCAUUCACUAUUGGUCAAGCCCUUGUAAAUGCAGCUCAAAACGCAUCAAUAAAUACUACUGUACAAUUAGUUAUUAAUGUGAAAGACCUACCUAACUUUCCUGUAGGAAAUAUUUGUGCUGAUACUCCAACAGGUAAUGUUACACAGACUAUUGUCAUUGGUAGUCAUAGUGAUAGUGUACCAAAUGGACCAGGCAUUAAUGACAAUGGUAAGUUUACUAUUCACAUAAUACUUCUUAUAUCACUUUCUUCCAUUACAGGUAGUGGUAGUGCAGCCAAUCUAGCUCUAGCUGUUGCUCUUGCUCGUCUUUUUCGAACAUCAACGUAUCCCAAAUAUAAAUAUCGAGUACGAUUUUGUUGGUGGGGUGCUGAAGAACUAGGUCUUCUUGGUGCAGACUUCCAUGUCAAACAAGCGAAAAAUUCUUCUAUUAUUGGUGAACGUCUUUCAGAUUAUUUAAUUAACCUUAACUAUGAUACGAUUGGUUCACCUAAUUAUAUGUUGGGUAUUUAUGAUGGCAGUACAGCUAGAAAUGAUACACCAUCACAAGCACUUGUUGGUAGUAACAAACUUACAGAUUUAUUUCGAGAUUGGUUUAUUCGACAGAACUUACCAUGGGAUUAUAGAGAUUUGAGUGGUCGAAGUGAUUAUGCUCCAUUUUUAGCAGAAGGUAUCGUUUCAGGUGGACUCUCUUCUGGCACAGAUGGUAUCAAAACACAAAAACAACGUGAUCGAUAUGAUGAAAUGCUUGGUCAAGGCUUGGGAGGUGUUGCAGAUAUUAUGUAUGAUCCUUGUUACCAUAAAGUUUGUGACUCGAUACAAAAUAUUAAUUUGUUUGGUUAUGAGAAAAUGGUGAAAGCAGCUGCUUAUGUUUUAGAGUUUCUAGGUCGAGAAGACGAUUUAAAAACGUGGCUUUAUCCAUCCACUAGUUGA